CCGGCUCCUCCUCUGUGGCUUCUCGGCCAUCGAACGAGCUUCCUAACUUUUCCGUGUCAGGGCUUCCUGAACUCUCUUCCAGCCGCAGGGAACCAGAGCGAGAACCACCGUGGAGGAUGUGAAAUGGGAAAAUAAGAGCGGCGAUGCCGAUGGCCGAGCAGCCGGACAGACCUCUGACCCCGUCACCAUCCACACCAGAACAACUUCUGAAAACUGACUCCCGAAAGAGCCGAUCGACGUCCGAGGUGGAGAAUGGAGGUGGGAGGAGAUGCAGGAGGCAGGAAUGGUCACCUGCAGACGCUGAGCCGAGCCUGGAGACGGAGUCCGACCCCUCAGAGAGCAAGAAGCUACCAGGCGUCAUGAGAUUGAAACCUGAGGAGCAGCUUUCUCCUCCGAUUACUCCUCCGAGCGACUACGAAGCAAAGUUUGAAAGAAAGAAACCCCAGCCGAGCCAGCGCUCAAAGACAAACGCUCAGUAUCACAAGUUAUUCAAGGAAGUGAGCAAAGACGAGUUCCUCAAACAAAGUUACACAUGCGCUCUGCAGAAAGAUAUUUUGUAUCAGGGCAAAAUGUUUGUCUCUGAUAACUGGAUCUGUUUCCAUUCCAAAGUUUUUCGCAGAGAUACUAAGAUUGCAAUCCCAGUGAUUUCUGUGAAUUUCAUCAAAAAAACAAAAACUGCAAUUUUGGUACCAAAUGCUCUUGUGAUUCAAACAACAGUUGAGCAGUAUGUGUUUGUGUCCUUCCUUUCACGAAACACAACCUACAAACUUCUGAAAUCCAUCUGUGGUCAUUUGGAGGUGGAUAAGCCUGGCAGCAGCCCCGUUACUUCCUCCUGUGAAAACAGCUUCAGAGCAAAAUGUCCGUCAUCGCUUCCUCUGGACUUUUCUGGAGAUUUCUUAGACCUUGAUGGGGUGGUACAGCAGAGACACCAGGACAUGACGGAGAGCAGCAGCUCUGGAUCUCAGACCCCAGAUUACGACAAAAUAACUAACUUCAGCGGAAUCCCAGGCACUUUCCUAAGUGCAGUGAACACCGGAGAGGUUUCAGUCCAUGCUGACGUUCACCUCCAGAAUCCUAGCCAAAAAUACGGAGCUGCCAGUAACAAAGACUGUUUGGGGCCCGGAGGUCAAGAACCGGGUUCAGUCGAGCGUACCUGGGGAGCUGCUCUCAAAGACAAAUCAUCGCCGUACCUGUCAUUACACACCGUUCUGCUCAUCUAUUUGUUUUUAGUCAGCCUUCUCGUUUUGUCCUCGUGCUACAUGGCUUUCAAGAUUUUGGUUCUCGAGCAUCGCUUGAACUUCUUAGUGUCCAUGGGGGAGUACGUCCGUACUGAAAAUGCUGUAAAGUCCCAGGAUUCUUUGAAUGCUGAGAUCUACGGAGAACUUUCCACCAACCUGUUCAAGCUGGAGAAGAUUCAAAGAAAUCUCCGCAAGCUACUUGAAGAGACAUAGAAAAUGACUGUGUGGAUGGUCUGGAGAGAAGAUUUGCUUUAAAUGUAAAUGCUGUAGCAAAAACAGUGAGCAGCCAACUGCUAUCAACAUACGGACAGUCCUCAUAGAAAGUUUUGUAAAAAACAGUGUGAACUCUAACUUAAAUUGUGCAAUAACUCUUUUCUUUUUUGUUGUUUUAUUGUCUUACUGUUUUAUUACUCUUUUUAAAACUGCAUCAUUUCAGUUUGUUAGUGUGGCAUUUUUGGUUUCUAUGCAGUAUUUAUCAGAGAGCAUUUUGACUUUUUGUUUUACCGUAGCGGGAGGUUCAAAGGUCCAUGUUUCAUAGAUAAUUUAAACAUUUCAUCAAAGGUCAAAUUAUGCGGAAGAUGAGUUGUUAAAAUAAAAUUGCCAAUAAAUUAUAUUUGUACAAUGUUA
Messenger RNA from Thalassophryne amazonica, 1865 nucleotides. Its product is annotated as GRAM domain-containing protein 2B-like. NCBI's taxonomy places the organism in Eukaryota, Metazoa, Chordata, Actinopteri, Batrachoidiformes, Batrachoididae. Bases 144 to 1451 code for a protein of 435 amino acids. The record is from RefSeq and is a predicted model, not a curated record. The transcript is spliced from 15 exons.